Myxocyprinus asiaticus (Chinese sucker) is the source of this 5070-nucleotide messenger RNA. RefSeq names its product A disintegrin and metalloproteinase with thrombospondin motifs 13-like. Bases 71 to 4729 code for a protein of 1552 amino acids. The transcript has 31 exons. The record is from RefSeq and is a predicted model, not a curated record. Gene Ontology annotation, molecular function: metalloendopeptidase activity. Gene Ontology annotation, cellular component: extracellular matrix. NCBI's taxonomy places the organism in Eukaryota, Metazoa, Chordata, Actinopteri, Cypriniformes, Catostomidae. Gene Ontology annotation, biological process: proteolysis; extracellular matrix organization.
AUCUCUAAUAAGUCCUGUGCUGGAUCAGCUUCACUUGCAUUUGUGAAUAAGUUCUGUCCAGUAGUCAAAUAUGGGAAGUCUUAUAUGGCUCUUUCUAGUUCCAGGCUUCUUAAAAACGACAGCUCUACUAAUUUCUCAAUCCACUUUGCAGAAGGAUUUUUUACAGUCACUGAAACCUCAAGAUUUAUAUUAUUAUUUUGAUACUAUUUCUUCUAAAUCAGUGCCUCAGUUUGAGCUGGUGUGGGUGAAUUGCUCGAGGAAUGAGUCUUUCAGAGGGCUAUGGAGGUGCUCGUUUCAGACCCAGGGAGAGAGCUUUGAGCUGGGACAACACAGAGAUGAAUAUCCAGUGUCCUGUCCCUCCAGUCUGGAACUAGUCAUCAACUCAACAGUCAGUGUGGUGAAAAAGAGAGAGGAUAUGUGCUGUGAGCAGCUGAAAUUGCUGAGGCCAGCACACACCAGAACACUUCUGCCUGUCUGCCAUGGGAAACUGCAAGGAUUGAUUCAGUCUAAGGAGAGGAGGCUUUAUAUUCGCCCGAUGCUUCAAAAACACAUCGACCUCUGGAAGGACCUUACUGUAGAUUUACCCUCUGGUGAACCUCACCUUCUAUUAACCCAGACUUUACCUGUGAGGACACGUCUUAAACAGCCCAAGAGUCAGUUCAGGUUACGGAGAACACUUCUGGGGUCAGAAGUCAUACAUCUGGAGCUUGCAGUGGUAGUGGGUCCUGAUGUUUAUGAAAUUCAUAGACAAGACACUGAGAGAUACAUCCUCACCAAUCUCAACAUUGCCUCUGAGCUUUUGAGAGAUUUCACCCUUGGUGCAAAUAUAAGAGUUCAUUUGGUUCGUAUGGUCAUUCUGACAGAACCAGAGCCAGAGAUCCAGAUCUCGGAAAACAUCACCUCUUCUCUAAAAAGUGUUUGCGAGUGGGGUCAGAAGGUCAACCCUGGUGCUGACACUGACCCUUUACAUGCAGAUCUGCUGGUGUAUAUUACCAGGUUUGAUCUGGUGUUACCCAAUGGGAAUAAGCUUGUGAGAGGUGUAACUCAGUUGGGCGGAGUUUGUUCCACCCAAUGGAAUUGUGUAAUUACAGAGGACACAGGUUUUGAUCUCGGCAUCACCAUCGCACAUGAGAUUGGCCACAGUUUUGGCAUAAAUCAUGAUGGAAUAGAUAACACAUGCCGCUCUAGUGGGUUUAUGAUGGCAUCUGAUGGAGGUUAUAACAGUGUAGAUCUCACCUGGUCUCAGUGCAGCAGGGCUCAGUUCCACAACUUCUUCAGUGCAGGUAAGGUGGAGUGUGUGAAGGACGUGCCAGUGCUAGAUGGUACUGUGUCGGAUAUGAGGCCUGGUCUCUACUAUGGAGUGGAUGAUCAAUGCCGUAUUGCAUUUGGCAGUUCAGCUACUGCUUGCUCAUUCACUAAUGGUGAUAUGGCAACUUGUCGUGUUCUGUCCUGUCAUAUCAACCCACGUGACCGCAGUUCUUGUACUCGUCUCCUCGUUCCUCUUUUGGACGGGACGGAAUGUGGGCCCAGUCAGUGGUGUUUAAAGGGUCGGUGUGUGUCUCCUUCUAAACUGGGUUCCUCAGUUGUGGUUCACGGUUCCUGGUCUUCAUGGUCUGAAUUCUCUUCCUGCUCACGAACAUGUGGAGGAGGAAUCACUUACCGCAAGAGGCAGUGCAACAACCCCAGGCCAGCCUUUGGUGGUACCGUUUGUAAAGGACAAGACAAAGAAGCUGAAUUUUGUAAUGGACAGCCAUGUGAGAAGACUCAGCUGGAGUUUAUGGCUCAGCAGUGCUCAGCUACAGACCAGCAGCCUCUGUUAGUGUCUACAGACUCCAGCUCAGUCUACACCUGGAUCCCUGCUGUCAGCUACAGCUCAGGUGACACUCAAUGUAAACUGAUGUGUCGCUCACGUGAGCAGGACUUCAUGGUGAGUCGUGGGUCUCAGUUCAUUGAUGGGACACGGUGCGAAGCUGAUAAUUCUGCACCACGUGGCUCUAUUUCUGCUUGUCUGGGUGGGAAGUGCCAGCUUUUUGGCUGUGAUGGAGUAAUGCAUUCUGGGAAAGUGGAGGAUGUGUGUGGGGUUUGUGGGGGUAAUGGCUCCACCUGCCAAUUCAUAUCAAACAAUUAUUCAGGUGGAGAGGCCAGAGAGUACAUCACAUUUCUCUCCCUUCCCAUAAACGCCUCUCAAGUUCAUGUGAUUAACAGGAAGCCUGUUUUUACACAUCUUGCUGUGUUAUUAAACGACAAGUAUGUGGUAGCUGGAGAUGAAAGCCCAGCGUUAAACAUCACAUACCCCUCACCUUUGGAGAGGAGCUUCAUCACCUAUCACCUCUACCUUGCACCUGACCACCUGCCUCUCACUGAAGAGCUCAGUAUCUCUGGACCAGUCACAGACAAAAUCCACAUACAGGUAUACCGGAAAUAUGGCACAGAGUAUGGAGACCUCACCAGCCCAGACAUUUCAUACCAGUACUACUCUCCUCAUACUGUGUCUGUGGAGGGGGUUGCUAAGGGUAAAUGGUCCACUGUCAUGUCCCCCUGCUCAGUCACCUGUGGCACAGGAGUCCAGAGAAUCAGUCAGUACUGUGUGGAUGUGAGCACACACAAGCGCCUGGAAGAUGAGCUCUGUAGUUCAUCCCCUCCAACACCAGAUCUGCUACAGCCCUGCUUCCUUUCAGACUGCCCACCCAGCUGGGAGUUAGGUGAGUUUGGACCCUGCAGCGCUCCCUGUGAUGUGGGAGAGCGAGUGCGCUCUGUAACCUGUGUUCAGAAGCAGGGUACUGUAAAAGUGGAGCUGCCUGACAUAGAGUGUACACUUGACUCUAAACCCUCAACUGCUGAGACCUGCAACCCCCAAAUCUGUCCUGCCAGAUGGCAGGUGUCAGAGGCUGGUGAGUGCUCGGCUGUUUGUGGGCCUGGGGAGGCAAAGAGAACAGUGUUGUGUGUCCAGUCCCGUCAUGGAUCUGAUUCUGAGGUUGAUCACAGCCUUUGUUCUGAACCCAAACCCUCAGAACAUGUUCCCUGUGUGGUCGAUGUUUGUCCUGUUGGCUGGGAUACCCAAAAAGAGGCCCAGCUAACCCAUACAGAUUCCCGUAUUUUAAUGACCCGGUCCAGAAUGGUGCCGGUUUAUGUUUGGAGCCCUGUGAUUGGCCAAUGCUCGAAGACCUGUGGGAAAGGAUCUCAGCAGGUAUGGUUCUCCUGUGUGGAUCACCAAUCACGUCUAGAUGUCCCAGAGUUCCUUUGUGACAGUACCAGUAAACCAGAGCCAUACACCCAGCCCUGUAGCCAAUCACAGUGUCCCGUGACGUGGCGCUACAUACAGGGACAGUGCAGUGUGUCUUGUGGGGGAGGUGUAGUGAGAAGAGUGCUGUUCUGCUCCCAGAUGGUAAAAAGAGGAGAGGGGAACCUGGAAAUGGUAGUCCGAGACAGUGCCUGUCAGUCUUUACCCAGACCUGCAGAGGUAGUGGAGUGUAAUACUGAAGCCUGUCCUGCCAGAUGGCAGGUGGGUGAUCAGGGCUGGUGUUCAGUGUCUUGCGGGAUGGGUGUAGCUGUGAGGAUUGUCAAGUGUGUUCAGUAUCAAGGAGGUGCAGAGAGAGUGGUGGAGGAGAAAAGGUGUGAGUCUCAAAAGAAGCCUCCCAUCACAGUACCAUGCUUCACACAGGUGUGUUCUUUCAACUGGGACGUGCAUGAGUGGAGUGAGUGUUCAGUAUCAUGUGGUUAUGGGAUCCAGUCUCGGACUGUGUCCUGCAGGGGCCCAUCCAGUCCUUUUCCAGUUAGUCCUUUGCUUUGCCUCCAUUUGCCAAAACCUAUCACCAUCCAGGCCUGCUAUAGUCCUGACUGUUCCUCAGCCCAUACCUCUAACAGCACUUACACCCAGACAUCAGAGUCCCAUGGAGGGGAACAGACAUGGAGAGCCACGAGUUUGCUUAUGAGAACCACACCUUUUCCUGUGAGAGGGAUCAAGAUGAAGAAAAGUUUCUCCGGCACUGCACCAACAGUACAAGUGAUGGCAAGCACCAUGACCGUGCCAACAGAACCACCACAGACCAGUUUUUGUGGGCAACUCCUCCUUCAGGACUCGGGGACUAUCGAUUUGCGCAAUGUCACUCAGAGGAGGUGUAUAUUUGCUAUUGGUCGGCCUCUUGAUGAGGUUAUUCAAAUCAAAAUUGUAUCCAGCACUCUUAACUGUCAACAAAAGGACAAUAUUGCUUUGUAUGACAGACUCAUCCUGAUGCGUUUCUGUGAGAGGACGACUGGUAGAACGCUGACAUCACGGUCCAAUGUUUUAUUGGUGCGUCAAAGCCGUCUGACCCCUGGCAAUGGAGUGGUGAUAUUUUAUCAGAGCUUAAAGAACAAAAAAAGCCACCAUGGAGAGUGUGACGUUCAGCUGUUCUCUCCAUUUGGACUCAUUGAGAAUCUGAUCAAGAGCUCAGCCACCUCCCUCUCUAAAACGCAGAGCUGUCGCGUGUUUAUUGACGCUCCACCUGCUUUGAGGAUCCAAAUCAGAGCGCUGUCUGUGUACAACACCACUCAUACAGAGUCCACAUACAUACUGAUAAGGGAUGUGGAUGCCUUAAAGACGACCGUAUUCAGAGGGACUCAGCUCUUCCUGUGGAGCUCCUCAGGAAGCAGGGCUGAAGUGGAAUUCCAUGGAGAAUAUCAGCAAAUCAAGGGAAUGUUCAGAGCAGAGUAUUCAUAUAUUAACCCUUCUGAAGAGGAACCAGUGUAGUCUUGCUUCUAGUUUGUAAAGUGCCUCAAAGAUGUUUGGAGAGUAAAAAAAUCAGCCUAGUUAUUAUUUAGCCAGUAGCUCCACAGAAUGUUUUCAAUGUUGGGGUUUAUUAACUUUAUAUCAAAGAUAAAAUCUGAAGAAUACUGUCUUUGUUUGUCAUUUAAAAACAAAACAAAAUGCACAAGUUACUGUUUAUAUCUAAGUGCUUCUGUAUAUUUAUUUUAAUGAAAAUGAGUUUGUCUGUGUAAACUGACAAUUAUUUGUAAGUUUACAGCAGAUCAUAAAUCACAUACAAAAAUCAAUAAACAACUUGAUCUACAAAUCAUAAAAGUCCACAUAAA